AUGCAAAAGGAGAGCGAUCGUGCGAAAAAGAAAAAAGAUGAGGUUCGAGAGGAAGAGGAGUUCGGUACCUUUCAAUACGCUGAUGGUAGUGUGUAUGAAGGAAAGAUAUGUCAUCGCGAAGGAACUUUAGAGAUUCCUCAUGGAGCACCAGUUCCCGUUCCCAGUUCCCCAGCACGUGGACAGCAGCAGUUGGAACCUCCCGUGUUAUAUCCAUUUCAGCACGGCAAAGGUAUUUUCAAAGAUGCCGGUGGAGCAAUUUAUGAUGGUGGAUGGUCAGAGGGAAAUAUGUGCGGUGAGGGAGUAAUUCAAUUUCCAAGUGGAGCUAUAUAUACAGGAGGUAUAUACAUCAACAGUUUUUAUGGAACUGGUAAAUACACAUGGCCUGAUGGUUCUUACUAUGAAGGACAAUGGGAAAAUAACAAGAUGCACGGUCUUGGCACCUACGUUGAUGCUGAAGGAAGACAUUGGGUAGGUAAAUUCUAUCAAGGUCGUGGAGUGAAUCUAUUAGCUGAGAUUAGCUUGUAA
Molecule: messenger RNA, 525 nt
Organism: Trypanosoma theileri
Lineage: Eukaryota; Euglenozoa; Kinetoplastea; Trypanosomatida; Trypanosomatidae
Product: central apparatus associated protein C1a-18
Exons: 1
Coding region: 1-525 (174 amino acids)
Source: RefSeq, a predicted model, not a curated record